UGGCCGACGGAAUCUUGUGCCCGGUCCUCCGCAACAACGCCAUCUGCCAGGGCAUCAACGCCACCAUCAUCAACCUGCGCCGCGGCCUCGUCGACUACUCGCUGUGCUACAUCGUGGGCGGCCGCCAUGGCCCGCUCCUCUACUAGAAUCGCCCCCGCCACACCCCGCCCGCGCACCCAUGGUUAUAAUACCAUCCCUUCUUUCUCGUUCUACACCACGAGCAUCUGCCCCGUCCCGUGACAUUGGCAGACGCUCCUCGGGCGAGCACAAAAUACGCGGUGGAGUGUCUGUGGCAGCCCGCUCCCGAUCCCGAUCCCAUCUGUUCCGCUCCGCUCCUCUGCGAACCGUGACAAUGAAGAUCGCGCUGGUGCUGGUGGUGACGUGCGCGGUGGCGCUGACUGGCGUCUGGGCCCAGAAAAGCCCGCUGUGCCUGCUCGUGGGGUCGCUGGUGGACCUCAUCUCCCUGCUCCUCGUCCAACAGCUGCUGUGCACGGUGACGGCGGAGGGCGGCGCCUGCCCCGGCCUCAAAGCCACGCUCGUCGCCCUGCGCGCCACGCUCGUCAACGAGACCGUCAGGUCUGCUCAAGUGGGGGACCUAAUUGGCUUGGCCCAGCGCCUGUCUGCGAGCAACCGACGUGGUCCGCUGCAAACGCCUCCAGAGGAUGUGCCUCCUGUGAGCAGAGGUCAAGGGGAGAACCGUACGAGCGAUAUUGCCAGACCUUCCCCCGGUCAGCCUGGGUCAAGGGCCAGUGGGCUCAUGCAAGUUCGCACGGCAAAAGCGAGGCCCGGUCCAGACCGCAGUACUGAGACCACCUUGAGGGACGGAGCUCGGUUUCAUGGUCUGUUCUCUGCGCGUCGUCUUGUUGAGGAGGACGCGCUGCCACCGCACCGAGACGCGCAAGAUCUUGAUCGGAAAAAGCCAAGACGACGGGGACUCCUUCGGAAUUGGAAGGAGGCCUGUUUGUCUGUUUCCUCCAUCGUUGCUGGUAAGUUCUACGGCAAUACACACGGCCACAAAGCUCGACUCCCCACUGAUCUGCAGCAGUUUUGUUUAGGUGUUUGA
Molecule: messenger RNA, 1063 nt
Organism: Gryllus bimaculatus (two-spotted cricket)
Lineage: Eukaryota; Metazoa; Arthropoda; Insecta; Orthoptera; Gryllidae
Source: the annotation of a GenBank genome assembly